Messenger RNA from Eimeria maxima, 3250 nucleotides. RefSeq lists its product as hypothetical. Gene Ontology annotation, biological process: protein phosphorylation. The transcript has a single exon. Gene Ontology annotation, molecular function: ATP binding; protein kinase activity. NCBI's taxonomy places the organism in Eukaryota, Apicomplexa, Conoidasida, Eucoccidiorida, Eimeriidae. The annotation marks the transcript as partial. The record is from RefSeq and is a predicted model, not a curated record.
AUGGAACAGCAACAAAUGGAAGAAGAAGUUCAGAAUCCUACGGCAGAUGCUCCAAAUUACUCUCAGGCCGCUGAUGUCGUGGAGGUGGAAGAGGCAGUGGAAGGCCCAACUGCAAAAGAAGAAUUAGAGGAAGUCGGCGAAGAAGAUGUAUUUACCUCGGAAGAAGUGCUGUCUUUGUCCGAGACACUUCGAUCCCGCCGCAAGUCGAGUUUGUUGACCUUUGCCGCGAUCACCCUGCCUACUCUUUUGGUAUUUGGAUGUCUGACGUUCGCGAGCAUCAAGGCGCACCAGAAGAAGGCCACUUGGGCUGACCUCGUGAAACGCCAUCCUCCAACUCUUCCGGCUGUUCCACCCAUCGAACCUUCUUGGCAAGCGCCUCCUGUACACUCUGCAGAGGAGAGGGCUUCUCCAAACGUGCAAGUGGUGCGGGGUGUACUGUGGGAGCUGGUGAAUCAACUGGAAGAGGAGGACCCUGCUGUACCUUCACACCGGGCGCGCUCGAUAAUGCGGGAGGUGGCGAAGGUGGUGUCUAGUGGUCAAUCGACGAAGUUGAUCGGGAUGACUAUUGAAUUAGAGAACGUCACCGAAGUGGGAACCGGCAAACCUUUGCAAGGCCCGCGACCCCACUUGGUGACCAAGUUCAUUGGCGAGGGCGAUUACUGCAUCCUUGUUUCUGUUCAGGACGUGAAAACACGCCAGCACUCAGCAUUACGGAUCAACGUACUGCCGAAAGACGAACACCCAUCGAUUUUCGCAACGGGGGAAAGAACGGUCUCUGCUCAAAUGGUGCGUACAGCCCAGGCGAUCCUUGGAGUGCGAGGCAGCACUCCCCUUGCUGAUGUAGCAGAUGAGAAAGGCAUCUCUGCAGUUUCUGCAAUUGCAAAGAUUCGGGGCAUGCCGGAUGUGCUACACGCGAAGGACUUGAGCAUUCUCUCCACAGUCGAGGUGAUGAACACCAUUCAGGUUACCUUACGAGAUGUAAUAGAUGCCUUGGGUUUAGUGCCGACGGGCACGAGGGCAUAUUUGGCUAGCCGUGUCUUAAAAACAGUUCUGCAUUUGCAGCAUGCGGGGUGGAGCAGCAAUCAGAUCAACAGCAGCAGCUUUGCAGUACAGGAAGACGGCUCAGUCUUGUUGUUUGGGUUUGAGUCCAGUGUUCCUUUUAAUACUGUGAUCCCUGGAGAUGUAGGCGUUUCUCCGGUAUACACGGAGCCAGAGCUGCUAGGCAACAUCGUGUGCACCGAUGACUGCGAGUUUCAGCCCAUUGCAGACGCGAAAUCGGACCUGUGGAGUCUUGGAAUCCUUCUGUAUGAGAUCAUGAUGGAUGGGGAACUGCCCUUCGGCCUCUCUGGGGUCCCUGCCAAUGAGGAGUCCGUCGCUUACGUUCUACAACUGGGCACGCAUGCCUCUCCAGAGAGUUUGACUGUAGACAUGGAGUACAGGGGAAUACACGGAAGGUGGCAAAGCCUGAUCAAAAGGCUGUUGGAACCCAAGCGAAGCAAGAGAAUUUCGGCAAACGAAAUUGUCGAGGAGUUUCCCGAUCUUUUAGGCGGAUUGCCUGAACUGCAAGUGCUGGAAGAAGACGCUUUUUUCAACCUCUUCUUUCGAGAUAAUCCCAACUUCUAUAAACAACAGGCAAAGGUGCCGAUCGUAAGGAGAGCCCACGUUAACGACAAGCGCGCCGGCUCCUCUGGCGAAUCUCGGGCAAGGAAGGAUGGCAUAGGAGCCCUUGGUGCUGCAGCUGUCGAGAAAAAACGAAAACCCAGUAAAACAGAAGCGGUUGUGGAGGAAACGGGGGGACGUGGUUAUUUCGGUCAGCACGUGAAGGAGCAAUCGAGAGCAGCCAAAGUGGCAGACUUCCAGGAGAGACCGGAUCCAGAGAAAGAUAAUCAGAGAACGCGGAGAGAACAAGAAAACGAACAUGCCCAGGCACAGAGGAGAAAAGGGGAAGGCGGCAUUGGAGAGUCGCCCGUCACUCCGCAUAGCUCAGACCUACCAACUCGUCGUCCUUCUACUUUUGAAUCUACAGGAGGGAGAGCAGCGCUGUAUUAUUCACAAUUUGGGAAACGGCCCACAAAUGAAACAGGCAGUAGUCCAGCUCCUAACAGCGCAGCGAACGCCCCAGAGACGCCAUCUCCUUUAUUCAGUCGUUUCUUGAGUACUGAAUUCUCAGACGGAGGAAAGGGAGAAACACGCUCACAAGGUUUGAGGCGGCCCAUCGAUAUGGCAAGCAGCAGUGCAGGACCCAGCAACGCAGCAAGGCCUUUGGAGUUGCGGUUUGGACAAGGCCGUUCGGUGACCAGUGGGCUUGCAGAAGAAGAAGGCGGACCAUAUGCGCAAGGUUUGAGGCGGCCCGUCGAUGUAGCAAGCAGCAGUGCAGGACCCAGCAGCGCAGGAACGCCAUUGGAGGCGCAAUUGGCACAAAGCCGUUCGGCGACAGCUGGGUUUGCAGAAGAAGGCGGACCAUAUUCGCAAGGUUUGAGGCGGCCCAUUGAUAUGGCAAGCAGCAGUGCAGGACCCAGCAACGCAGCAAGGCCUUUGGAGUUGCGGCUUGCACAAAGCCGUUCGGCGGCCACUGGGUUUGCAGGAGAAGGGGGACCAUAUUCGCAAGGUUUGAGGCGGCCUUUUGAUGUAGCAAGCAGCAGUACAGGACCCAGCAGCGCAGGAACGCCAUCGGAGACGCAGUUUGCACAAAGCCGUUCGGCGGCUACAGGGUUUGCAGAAGGAGGAGAAGGACCCUAUACGCAAGGUUUGAGGCGGCCCAUCGAUAUGGCAAGCAGCAAUGUAGCACCCGGUAGCGAAGCGCCAACUGGUGGGGAGAGGGGACAUGAUUUACAAAGAUGGGGACAGGCCGCAGAUGCACCAGGCAGGAGUGCAGCACCCGGCAGCUCACUAACGCUUGUGGGGAGUCGCUUCGCGCCAAACAGUACCCUGAUUCCUGGGUCGGCGCAGGGAGGAGGAGAACCAGCUUCACAGGGUUUAUGGCGUCCCACGGAUAUAGCUAGCAGCAGUCCAACACCCAGCAGCGCACCAACAACUCCAGGAAUCCCGCGUACAAUAAUGAGUCGUUCCUUCUCUUCUGGACCGCCAGGAGGUGAACACGAACUUCGUGGACAAGGUGUUGGACUUUCUACAGGUAUACCAAGCAGCAGUGCAGUACCUAGCAGUGCGCCAAGCCCUUCGCCAUCUCCACCAAUCCCUUCCUUGGCUACUGGGCCAGCGGAAGAAGGAGACGGGGAAGCGCGUCCAGAAG